UCCACCAAACCCCAGUCCCCCGAAGUUGACCAAAACGAAACCAAAUUCCAACUUGAGGAAUCUCUGUGCUCUGUGGAAACCCUACCUAUAAAACCGUACUUUGUUGCAGAGUUAAAUUUUGUGCAUUAGCAAUGGGUUCAGGGAGCUCGGAAGUGAAGGUAUUGGGGAAGUGGGCGAGCCCAUUUAGCAACAGGGUUGAGCUCGCUCUGAAGCUGAAGGGAGUAACCUACGAAUACUCCGAGGAAGAUCUCGCCAACAAGAGCCAUGACCUACUCAAAUACAACCCUGUUCACAAGAAGGUUCCUGUUCUCGUCCACAACGGAAACCCUCUAGCUGAGUCGCUUCUUAUUGUUGAAUACAUCGAUGAGACUUGGAAUAAUAACCCCCUUUUGCCUCAACACCCUUACGAGAGAGCCUUGGCACGUUUCUGGGCUAAGACCUUAGAUGACAAGAUUUUGCCUGCAAUAUGGAAUGCGUGCUGGAGUGAUGAGAAGGGGCGAGAGAAGGCAACGGCGGAAGCCAUGGAAGCUUUGGAGAUCCUGCAGGAAGCACUGAGGGAGAAGAGGUUCUUUGGUGGAGAGAGCAUAGGAUUGGUAGAUAUUGCUGCCAAUUUCAUUGGAUAUUGGGUUGAAAUAUUGCAGGAGAUUGCAGGGUUGAAAUUGCUUACUCUCGAGAAAUUUCCCAAGUUAUAUAAAUGGAGCCAAGAGUUUGUGAAUCACCCUGUCAUCAACGAGGGCCUGCCUCCCAGAGAUCAGUUGUUUGCUUUCUUCAAAGCUUCUGCAAAGAAAUAGAACAAUUUCAGAAGUCGGAUUCGUAAUAAAUUCCCAAUGUUUUUCUUCCAA
Molecule: messenger RNA, 842 nt
Organism: Vigna umbellata (rice bean)
Lineage: Eukaryota; Viridiplantae; Streptophyta; Magnoliopsida; Fabales; Fabaceae
Product: putative glutathione S-transferase
Biological process (GO): glutathione metabolic process
Cellular component (GO): cytoplasm
Molecular function (GO): glutathione transferase activity
Source: RefSeq, a predicted model, not a curated record